Messenger RNA from Eupeodes corollae, 802 nucleotides. Its product is annotated as apoptosis regulatory protein Siva-like. The record is from RefSeq and is a predicted model, not a curated record. Gene Ontology annotation, biological process: extrinsic apoptotic signaling pathway. The transcript has 4 exons. Gene Ontology annotation, molecular function: CD27 receptor binding. Bases 105 to 584 code for a protein of 159 amino acids. Lineage: Eukaryota; Metazoa; Arthropoda; Insecta; Diptera; Syrphidae.
AUUGUUUACUUUAAAGCGCGGGAAAUACCAAUUAAUAUUUUAAAAUUAAACAAAAAAUAGAAUCUAUUGAGUAUUGAUAUUAUAAUUAAUUUAUAAAUUAUAACAUGGAAACAAUUUGCCGUAAACGUUUGCGUUCGGAUGAAUAUCCAUAUCAACUUCAAAGUAAAAUGUUUAUAAAUCAACAAAAAAUAGACCGACUCAACGACGAGAAAAUGAAAAGAAUUCAUAGUAAGACUAUAUCAAUGCUCUUCAGAGGCGCACAAAACUUAGAAAACGCGGAGGCCACUAAACCUCUGGGGAUUGCAGAGAUAUCACAAUUAGUAACUUUAAGCGGAAGCGGCAACUUGGUCUUUGCAUCCAAGGAAAAGCCUGAAGGAUUCCCCAAAGAGAAACUAAGAUCAAAAUGCUGUGCCAAAGAGGCUUUCAUUACCGGCGAUUGUUUCAAUUGCAAUUUGGGACUCUGUGAGUUCUGUGCUUUCUCUUGCAUCGGUUGUGGGCAAUUCUUAUGUGGCAGUUGUAUUAUGCUAUUUGAGUGCGGUACCAACGAACAACCUAUUUGUGAAAGAUGUAAGAUGUUCAAUUGAAAGCCGGCCACUUUUUUGGCUAAAAUUAUUGCAAUUUUAUUUAUAUACAUCUAUGAGGUUAUUCCUAAAAUGUUUUUCAAAAAAAGUACCUUCUGUUUAAGUUUAAAUGAAAUUAGUUUUAUUGUACAAAUGAUUUAAAAAAAAAAGAAUGUAACUAUCUAUGUAUGUCUUAGGUCUGCAUAAUCGGAUUGUUAUUAAAAAUAAAUUUAUUUACGUUA